Pseudocercospora fijiensis CIRAD86 is the source of this 555-nucleotide messenger RNA. RefSeq lists its product as uncharacterized. NCBI's taxonomy places the organism in Eukaryota, Fungi, Ascomycota, Dothideomycetes, Mycosphaerellales, Mycosphaerellaceae. The coding region runs from base 1 to 555 and encodes 184 amino acids. The transcript is spliced from 4 exons. The record is from RefSeq and is a predicted model, not a curated record. Gene Ontology annotation, biological process: mycotoxin biosynthetic process.
AUGUCGAGUAUCGAUCGAAGUUUUCAUGCGGAAAUAGGCAAUGCUGCAUUUCCAGAAGCAGCUGGCAAUGACACGGGGAAUGAAUCAUGGAACAACUUCACCGUAUCCGUCGAGGUCGGAGGCGAUGCCAUCGAGGAUUGGUGGCUGGACCUUGGUGCAUAUACCACACCUGUGCUUGUUCCGCUCGAGUAUGGGAACGACUUCAACUUCGAUCCCGAGAAGCAUGCCAUUGUAAGACCAGACGACGGCGCCUUUGGCCCCGGAAAGGUCCCGUACGCAGGCUACCCAGCUUCCAUCGAAGUCAUGCACAAGUUGCACUGCCUGAACUUCUUGCGUCAAGCUGCCUACUACAAUCACCAGUAUUAUCGAAGCAUUCACGGAAAACCCUGGCAUCUUGGCGAACAUGAGCUGGUGCGGCAUAUUGGGCACUGCGUAGACAUUUUCCGUCAAAAGAUUAUUUGCGAGGCCGAGAUCGAGCUGGUACCGUUUACGAUCAUUGGAGUCCUGGGCGGACUGAAUCGCCAAUUUUCCACCAAUAGCGAUGGCGUGUUGUAA